AUGUUUUGUAGCAAGUAUGACAUUGUGGUGCCUGAUAUGGAAGAUCAUUUUCUUAUUCCAGGACAGUCUCGUCGUGCUAGGCACUUGGUAACUCGUUAUCAUCAUCAUAAUAAGGUUUUUCUUACUGUGAUUGAUUUGCUUACUGUUGAGAUAAAUAAUAGGUUUUCCAAAUCUAGCACUAUAUUAUUAAGGUACAUAUCAUGUCUUGAUCCAAGAGACUCUUUUUCUAGAUUUGAUCAAUAUAGUUUUAUUUGCCUUGUUGAACUCUAUUCUGAUGAUUUCUCUGCUAUUGACUUGCAAUUUUUGAGAGAUGAUCUAGAUACGUACAUUUAUGAAGUAAUACAAACUUCUGAUUUUACUAGUUGUGAAGAUCGUUCUAUUCUUGCAAUUAAGAUGGUUCAAACUGCUACAACAUCUGUUGGGAGAGCUUUUUCUGCAAUGAACCACAUCAAGUCAGAUUUAUGGAACAACAUGGCAGAUGAGUGGUUGAAUGAUUUGAUGAUAUGCUUCAUUGAGAGGACGAUAUUUGCUGCCAUGGAUAAUGAAGAUAUUUUAUAG
This is a messenger RNA of Mercurialis annua (annual mercury), 558 nucleotides long. RefSeq lists its product as uncharacterized. The record is from RefSeq and is a predicted model, not a curated record. The transcript is spliced from 2 exons. Lineage: Eukaryota; Viridiplantae; Streptophyta; Magnoliopsida; Malpighiales; Euphorbiaceae. Bases 1 to 558 code for a protein of 185 amino acids.